AUGCCUGGAAUGAAAAGUCAACCUUCUACUCGACCGCCCCAUCCCGAGCAUCUUGUACGGUCUCUACAGUAUCUGAAGAGAGUGGUGCUCCUGGAGCUAUACCUGCCUAUCGGGACAUUUGGAAAAGAGGAGCAGGUGAACGAAGAGUUUGCCAAGGAGUACUUGAACCCUCAGGAAUUUGUGUUUGCGGACGGUAGAUGGGGUGUCGUGCCCGUCUUCAAGUUGCCAACCAAGUCCUCGCCUGCAUAUCCCAGUAUCGACUUCGGCACUGAGCUUUGCACGCUCACUGGCAGCAGGCUUGACGCUUCCGAAUUCGCUUUUCGAAUGCUGGACUCAGACAUCGCCAUUUCGUGCCCAUCCACUAGCACAUGCUACUGGUUCUCGGCCAGCCUCCAAUGA
Molecule: messenger RNA, 399 nt
Organism: Suillus plorans
Lineage: Eukaryota; Fungi; Basidiomycota; Agaricomycetes; Boletales; Suillaceae
Exons: 5
Coding region: 1-399 (132 amino acids)
Source: RefSeq, a predicted model, not a curated record